GGAUGCCAUUUGUGUUUGACAUUCUCGUAGGAGGCGGGGCUUGAGAUGGAGAAGCAGAUGAUGAAGACGUGGGUCUGCGGAUAGGACAGCGUCCGCAGCCGGUCGUACUCCUCUUGGCCGGCCGUGUCCCACAGGUUCAGGCUGAUGACUCUACUGUCCACUGUCACCUGAACGCACCACACACACAGUUGUUUCACUUUGGUUUGGAGUCUGCUGGCGUAGAAGAAGUGAGGAGCAAACUGAGUUCUUCUCGCCUGAUCGAUCACACCUGAUCUGAUGAUCCCAAUGGAUUAAAAAGAGGAGACAACAUUGCCCGUACAUGGAGGGUGUGUGUUUGUGGCUGGUGUGUGUGCGCGUCCUGAAUGUCCUGAGUGUCAGCGCUCAUGGCGGACCGGACAAAGGCGAGCACCCCCAUCCGGACCACCAACAUCACCAUUCCAACGCCAACACUAACUCAGAUCUGUGUGUCAUCGACCAGCAGCUCUGUCAGAAUGAGAACGCCUUGCUGAGUUUUGAGGCCAUCUGCAGCAUCCACAAGCUAAUGGACGAUGAUGCGGACGGCGCGGUGGACGCGACCGAGACAGACGAGUUUCUGCGGGAGGAUCUCCAGUAUCACGACCCGAAAGCCAAGCAUAGCAGCUUCCACCGCGUGGACCUGCGCAUCAGCGUGGAGGACAUGUGGGAUGCCUGGAAGAACUCAGAAGUGUACAACUGGACAUGCGAGCAGGUGGAGGAGUGGCUGCAGCUCAGCGUCGAGCUUCCUCAAUACGCAGAAACCUUCCGCCAACACGGCCUGGAUGGCAAGGCAUUACCAAGGCUGGCGGUAAAAAACACCACCUUGACCGUGUCGCUGUUAAAGAUCUUGGACCGGAGUCAUGCCCAGAAGCUGCAGCUGAAGGCUUUAGAUACAGUACUGUUUGGACCACCACCUGGUCUACAAAACCGUUGGAAGGACCUGGUUCUGGGCGUGUCUAUCCUGGCGGCGCUGGGCGGAUGCUGGUUUGCAUACAUCCAGACCAGGAGGUCCCGGGAUGACCUGGGCAAGCUGAUGAAGGACCUGGAGGGUCUCCAGAGGGCUGAGGAGAGUCUGAUGGACCUGCAGGAGAAGCUGCAGAAGGCUCAGGAGGAGCAGCGCUGCGUUCAGGUGGAGAAAGUGAAGGUGGAAGAGGAGCUGAGGAAUGAGAUCAACACCGCCAAGCAGGAAGCUCAGCGUCUCCGAGAGUUGCGAGAGGGCACCGAGAACGAGAGGAGUCGUCAGAAAUAUGCCGAAGAGGAACUGGAGCAGGUGAGGACGGCACUAAAGAAGGCCGAGAGGGAGCUGGAGUCGCGAGCUCGUUGGGCGCCGCCGGACGCUCUGCAGACGUGGCUGCAGCUGACGCACGAGGUGGAAGUGCAGUAUUACAACAUCAAGAAGCAGAGCGCCGAGAAGCAGCUGCUACAAGCCAGGGAAGGGGCAGAGAAGAUCAAGAAGAAGAGGAGUUCUCUAUUCGGAACCUUUCAUGUGGCUCACAGCUCCUCGUUAGAUGACGUCGACCACAAGAUUCUCUCUGCCAAACAGGCCCUUGCUGAGGUGACUGCAGCCCUGCGAGAGAAGCUGCACCGCUGGCAGCACAUCGAGUCUCUCACUGGCUUCUGUUUGGUCAACAACCCGGGUCUGGGAGCUCUGGCCGCCGCCCUCAACUUGGACCCGUCCUUCCUGGGCCUAAGACCCUCCACCCCGCAGCAUCUCCUGCUCUCCGACGAUCUCGACGACAUGGACGAGGACAUCCUGUCGCCUGGGACGCUGCAAUAUGCAGCCUGGCAGAUGGACCGAAGGGUGAGUGACCUGUGGCCUUUGAGUGGCAUCGCAGACAACCAUUCGCCAUGGAAACUCUCAGCUCAGAGUCUGAUGCCCCUGCAGCAAAGGAUGGGAGACCCAGCUGUGAAGUUCAGCUCCCAGAGAGACAUAAUGGACCGCUCAGACUCUGACUCCGCCCUCCCGCUCUCUCACAAUGAAUCCAGGAGCAUGUACGGCUCCAAGCCCCUCCUACUUGCACCUAAGCUCCACCCCCUGCAGGGUCACAGCCCCAGAUUUAGAGUGGGAGGAAGCCUUGAGAAGAGCUCAAGCCUGGGGGAGCUGAGGGGUACCUCUGCCGCCUUCCUCGCCUCCUCUUGCUCUACCCGCUCCCUCUGCAUCACGCCCGACAGCGCCGACGGCCCCGCCCUUUUCUCCUCUUGUCCGGGCUCGUCGAGCGGCGGGACGGGCAUUCACACUCCCCCGAGGUGGAGCCCCGUGGAGGAGGAGAAUGGGCGCGAGGAGAGCGAGUCGUCGGGCGAACGCAGAAGACACGCCUUCAAUAAAAUUUUCAAGAAGAAGAAGUGACAUCACAGAAGACUCACGUUUGCCUUUUAGCUCUUUGGAAAACUUCAGCCAUUUUUACACAAAAGAAAAGUCUUGCUUUACUAAGACAACUAUACAUGUCAAACUCAGAACCUCCAAUGUUGAACAGCAAAAAAAAUAAAAAGUACAAUUACGCGUUUAACCUACAUUUUCUAUACAUAUAUGCCUCAAAAGUCAAACAAACCCAUCAUUAUGUUUUGUCAGGUUUGGUUGAUGCCACCACAGAAGGACAGGAAAGGAAAAAAGUGGCGAUAACCGUAGAACAGGAAAUGGAGCUUACUGCGACACAGGAAAGGGUCUGGCUGCUAAGUGCAAAAUGAGCAGGACAGUUGCGUGUCUGACAAGCAUCUUUAAGGGCCAAUAGUUUUAACGUUCGCUUUAUGUAGUUGAAUUAUACAGUUAACUUUUUACUGUUAAGAAUGUCGUAUUGUUUGUCUGUGCGGUUUUAUAAUGGCUAUUAUUUGACUCUGGAACAGAUACAUUCACUUUACAUGUGUUGAGCAACCACCAGAAUGCUAUGUUUGACUUUGGAGGUUCCACUGCAUUGCUUUGAUUAAUUCCAUUGGAUGAAUGGACUGAAAACUUGAACUUUGUUUGCUAUUUUGAGCUGUGUCUUUAUUUUUUAUCACCAGCACAAGCGGACCAGUAAAAUAUAUCAACUACUCAUCCGAAUCUAGUUCCCACCGUUUUGAUGUUGCCAGGCAGCAGAGGGUGUAUUUAUAUACACACACAGUAAACCAUAGGUUUUGUUUGUGUGUGCAUGUCUCACAUCUAAAGCAGAAUGUGAAAUUAAAAUCAACUUGAUUUACAAAAAAAUGUAUGUAUUUAUUGUAUGUAAAGUAAAACUGAUACCCAAGAUUUCUUUAAAAUGUAUAUUUUACUAUAGGUGUUUAAAAUUAAAGUAGUUAAAGUGUUUAUUAUUAAAACAAGUA
Messenger RNA from Nerophis lumbriciformis (worm pipefish), 3312 nucleotides. Its product is annotated as stromal interaction molecule 1-like. Gene Ontology annotation, biological process: intracellular calcium ion homeostasis; activation of store-operated calcium channel activity; store-operated calcium entry. NCBI's taxonomy places the organism in Eukaryota, Metazoa, Chordata, Actinopteri, Syngnathiformes, Syngnathidae. Gene Ontology annotation, molecular function: protein binding; calcium ion binding; calcium channel regulator activity. The record is from RefSeq and is a predicted model, not a curated record. Gene Ontology annotation, cellular component: endoplasmic reticulum; plasma membrane.